Messenger RNA from Brassica oleracea var. oleracea, 746 nucleotides. Its product is annotated as 1,4-dihydroxy-2-naphthoyl-CoA thioesterase 1. Lineage: Eukaryota; Viridiplantae; Streptophyta; Magnoliopsida; Brassicales; Brassicaceae. The record is from RefSeq and is a predicted model, not a curated record. The coding region runs from base 127 to 594 and encodes 155 amino acids. The transcript is spliced from 3 exons. Gene Ontology annotation, molecular function: 1,4-dihydroxy-2-naphthoyl-CoA thioesterase activity. Gene Ontology annotation, biological process: phylloquinone biosynthetic process. Gene Ontology annotation, cellular component: peroxisome.
UUAACGCUAUUAUCUAUUAAAAAUAACCUUCAAUCAAUUUCUCACUUUCUCUCAACCUCUCCUAUCGUCUUUGAGAACUUCACCUACCUAACCUCCUCUCUCUUUCUCUGAAACAGAGGACACGAAAUGGUAUCUGCAUCGUCCAAGACCAAAGCUUUAGACCCUCCGCUUCAUGCAUUAGGUUUCGAGAUCGAUGAGUUAUCUCCAACACGUGUCACGGGUCGUCUUCCCGUUUCUCCAAUCUGCUGCCAGCCUUUUAAGGUGUUACACGGUGGUGUAUCUGCUUUGAUCGCUGAGUCUUUAGCAAGUAUAGGAGCACACAUGGCUUCCGGUUUCAAAAGGGUCGCUGGGAUUCAACUCUCGAUCAAUCACGUAAAGAGUGCUGAUCUUGGAGACCUUGUCUUCGCCGAAGCAUCUCCUGUAAGCGCAGGAAAGACUAUUCAGGUUUGGGAAGUCAAGUUGUGGAAGUCAAAGGAAGGGUCAGAGAACAGAACGUUAAUAUCUUCCUCUAGAGUCACACUCCUCUGCAAUCUUCCUGUCCCUGAUCACGUCAAAGAUGCAUCAGACCCUCUCAAAUUGAUCUCUAAAUUGUAAAUCUCAAAGCUUUUUUUUUUAAUUUCUAUCUCUCUGUGAUUGUUUCUCUUGAUAAUGGCUUUUUAUUUUCGCUUGUAUGUAUCAUCCUUCUAAACACAUUCACCCUUUUUGGGUGAUAAUAAGCUUAAAAUGGCAAGGUUUAUUUAGGUCCC